AUGGCUUGUACACACGAAAUUGCCACAACGUCGUUUGCAGUUGUACCCCUUCCCGAUCGUGUUGUGGAAUCCGUUUUGACACCAUCAUGCGAUGCCGAAAAGAUUGUUCUUCAACUAAAAGAAAAUUUGCAGCCUAGCCAAGUUGAUUUUGAACAACCGUGCUCGGAGACCAGGGUGAUGAUCCGUAGUCUGGCAAGGAAAGCCAUAGCUUCAAAUAGGCGGGACGUCUUCCACCAUCUCAGAAAGAUUACACCAGCCGGAACCACUGGUCCUCUGUUGGCAGAAAACCUUCAGGUCCGAGAAAUUCCAGAUUCAAUAGGAAGAAAGCUUACAAUGAACUUGUCUGGUCGUGAUGACUGGAAGUUGCUUGCCGAAGCACUGCGUUUGACUCCAGGAGAGGUUCAGUUCUUUGACCAGCGUACUUUGAACCCGGUUCUAGAAGUUCUUGUUUAUGUUAGCAAGCAGCGCAGCUUAAGCGUGGGUGAACUCUACGAUUUGCUAAAUGAAAAUGGAUUCCAUGCUUUGGCUGACUUUCUAUGAGAAAACUCAAUUCUAGCAAAUGUUAGUCUUAACUCGAUUUUUGAGAUAGUUAUUGAAAGUAUAAUUUAGAAAAUUGGAAACUUUUGCUGGGCUCUACCAAUUUGCAUGUUAUGUUUAAAGGUGUAGAGUCUUUGUUAAAAUGAAGAAAGGGUAAUUGGGCCCAUUUGCUGCACGAGGAUGCUGGCGAGGAUCGCGUAGCUAUAACGUAUCACAUUCUGUAUGGUGAGAUGUUUGUAGCUAAUGAAUUUGAAUAAGAAUUUGAUGCAAGGCUGUUGUUUAUUUUACCAAUAGCCUCUCUACAAUAGUAAAGGGCAUCUGGCCGAUCCGAAAUUUCGCUUUUGUUAUCAUUUAUGGUCUGCAUUUAUGGUCUAUCUUUAUUGGUCUUUUAUAAAUUUUAUAUUAUAUAGUUGGAAUCGGCAUUUGCAUUGGCACAUGAUUGAAAAGCGCGGUAAUCAGUUCUCCUGCAAAUAUAUGCUUAUUUUUAUAAUGAAAAACAGACAGACUGCCAUGUUACAUGACCUGCCAAUUCUACCUAGCAUUAGUGUUAAAAAUUUAAUCCUGGUCCCAGACUCGGUAUAUCUUAGCGUUCAGCUAAAGUGUGCUUAAUUUUAGUGAAAUUCUGUGAAGUGCAGGUACUUCCCUUCGAUAAAUUUACCCAGCUAGUUCUUUCCGAAUGUUGUGAGUUAUUCUGAUGUCGUGAAUAAGGCGUUUGAACUUUCGAACGCUACCUGAGUUCUACAGCUAAUACCGUUGCUACAAAACAACAAAUCAGUUUUCACAAACCAGACUGAGUUUCCAUGUUCCACUGACGAACCACUCCUAUCACUCAUCUCUUAUAAAGACGUGCGUCGGAGGUUCAUGUUGUGGAAUAGUGAGUUAGUACUGUAACGAUAGAUUUUAAGUUAUCGAGUUUUUAGACUAGCGCUAAUAUAUAUACAUAUAAUUCAACGUAGAAACUGCGAGAUUUUGCUAAGCUCAGCAGAGCGUAAAUGCUACCAGUUCCCAUUCAGUCAGCCGUACACAGUUGUUAUCGGAUCAUAACUG
This is a messenger RNA of Stylophora pistillata, 1584 nucleotides long. RefSeq lists its product as uncharacterized. Lineage: Eukaryota; Metazoa; Cnidaria; Anthozoa; Scleractinia; Pocilloporidae. The record is from RefSeq and is a predicted model, not a curated record.